AUGUCGUCCAAGGCCAGGAGGAAGCUGUCGAUCCGUGCUGUCCGCUGCAUUGACAUUGACGACACUGCGUCGCCCCCCGUUUUUCUGUUCUCGGUCACUCCCUCGACGGCGAAGGGCGGCCCGUCGCGAACGCCUGACCACAGCAUUGGUACCAAGGGCAAAGCGAGCAAGUCUGAACUCGAAGUGUACCAGGUGCACAGGACGUCAAAGGAGCUUCUCGCCCUGUCUGCACGCCUCAUCAAGACCUUUGACGCACUGCUUGACCAGUCUCGAGGGGGACCUCGACCGCUGACGGGCGACAUUGAAUUGAACCGGUUCAGAUCACUGCGUAUUCUCAAUAUGCACGACUUGCGUCGACUUCGAAAAAGGAGUAGCGACCAGGACGAUACAGGCGACUGCUCACGCAUCUCCCAACAGAAGCAAGCAAGGAUGUCGCUCAUCGACGACUUUUUUGCAAAGGCCCUCGAGGCAGGCGGCGAGAUCGUGGCGAGCAGCCGUGCCAUGCAGGAUGCCUUCGCACCGUUUGAGCCUCCUCUGUCGCUGGAAUGCACCGCGAGAGCAAUGGAGGAGAAGGACGACCGCGACAGUACCACGCCCACAAGCUCACGUUUCCCUCAUAGCAGCAGCACUUCCAUUGCUUCGCUUUUCUCUUCGCCAAAGAUUGCAAGGCAUCCGUCCAGCGACACAAGCGCACUGCAGUCAUCACCGGGACACUCGGCAGAGCGUUUUGCCACACCAGAACCAAGUCUGUCUCAGCGACCAAGAAAUGACGCAUACCACCCCCCUCUCAACUCCAACGAUCGAAUCGAUACUCAGCACGAAGAUGAAGCGAUCCUCUCGGACCAACGAAGGAAGCAGGCGACUACAAACUCCCCCAACCUGUUGCGGCCAAAAGCCAUCUACGACCACCAACCAAGCAGCCGGGGCCCGUCGCCUUCUCCUUCCAAGGUCCCCUGUGAUGACGACGCUGUACAGUGGCUCACCGUUCUCACCGCUGGGGGACGCCCAUCCCCUGGUGAAUCGAGCAGUCGUGAAGAUCGCCUCAACGCAUGGCAUUCUGCCGCGGCCAAUAGUGGCGCUACCAAGUACUCGUUGUCGGCUGAUGCAUCCAGGGAGACCUUUCCAUCGCCAAAGGGCAGCCCUCCGUACUCGUACCUGCCGACAAGGCUUGGUAAAGCGUCGCUCAAGGAGUUCGCGUCUCCAUCUCGCCAGGCCGAUGUAGAAAGCCUGAGAGAGGAACAGUCGCAUGAUACGGCAUCAUCCUCCAGGCGCUUUCCCUGGCUUCAUCGCAAAGGAAGCCCCUCGAGUCUGCGCAUCGAGCCAACGAUCAAGCUUGUCGAGACUGAUGUCAUCGCGAGCUCGACUGGGAAGCUGCCCAAAACAGGCCGCCGGCUGUUUCAGACCGUCGACCGGCUGCAUAAACAACAGCAGAAGCCGAUGUUCACUCACAGCAAGACUCUUGCUGUCUCGUAUUCUAGCCCGAACUUGCGGCUGAGAGCGAUCCAGGACGGCAACAUCGACAGCAGCAGCGACAUGAUGGCUUACAAACCCAGCCAGCUCGAGCUCCUUAUCUUUGGUCGGGAAAAGUACGGGAUGAGGGCUGAAAGCAUGCUGUCGAGCAGCACCAUCUCGUGGGAGGAGGAACUGGAGGAAGCAAGAGUGACGAUCGCAUUGCCAAAAAGAGUGGCGACGGUGGACGAUUUGCCGCAGAGAAAGGGGCGCGUGGACGAGGCCGAGGCGAUGAUGAUGGACGUGCCUCUGCGGCUUUGGCGCAGUGGUAGCAAUGGACGAGCAACCUACGGCAAUCUUCAGAUGAGACGACAGAACAGCAACAGCUCGCUAAUGCAGGGAAAGGGCAAGAAAAAAGCCGGGCUGCUCUACCUCAACCUCGGAACAGAUGCUGGCGAGCUGGCCGAAAAGUCGGAGAUGGCCCUUUUUCCCGCGAGCCCCACCUCGAUUAGCAGCGUUGGACCGUACGGCAGUCGAUCGCGCCACGCCACGUCACCUGCGUGGGCCUCGGGCGAUUCGAGACUGGGAGAGGUGCGUCGUUUUUCAAUAGAGGAGCUCAACCUCACGUCGCACUCGGUGAAAAGCGUCAAUACGCCAUCUAUGGACUCUUCGCUCUUUGACCCUGUCCGGACCACAACCGGUGGAAAACCUUCUCCGAUCCUCGGUCCAUCUUCCAACAGUCCCUGGCCGCAAAGCCCCACGACGACCGGGACAAGCAUCGCCCUUUGUUCGCCAAUGAGUGCGACGACCAAGUCUGCUACUACUCCUGCGGCUGCUUCUGCCUCGCCUGGUGACAAAGUUCAAACCCUUGUCACCCCUGCAGUCGUUGCCUCACAGGGCGACACAUCAUCACCGGCGUCCACUUUGGGGAAAGGUGCCUAUGCGCCACCGACGUGGAAGGGAUCCGGACCAGCGAGGAAGGACGGGUACUUUGUGAUUGACAGCGGCGUCAUUGCCACCAAACCACUAGUCAUCACCAAAAAGUCACCGCGGCCCUAG
Messenger RNA from Acaromyces ingoldii, 2508 nucleotides. RefSeq lists its product as hypothetical. The record is from RefSeq and is a predicted model, not a curated record. The coding region runs from base 1 to 2508 and encodes 835 amino acids. Lineage: Eukaryota; Fungi; Basidiomycota; Exobasidiomycetes; Exobasidiales; Cryptobasidiaceae. The transcript has 2 exons.